CGGUGCUGCCCGCAGGACUGCGGCUCGCAACCGGCCACGCCGCAGCGUUACGGGGCUCGGCCGCCAGCGGGAGCUGUUUGGAGCAGAGAUGGACAAGAUACUGGAAGCUGUGGUGAUGUCCUCCUACCCCAACAACGUGAAGGCAGGGCUGGUGCGGCGCGUCAUUGAGGCGGCGAAGCAGCCCAUGGACAGUGAGCAGUGCUGGUCCAUGCUGGAGCUGUCCACCAAGCUUUACCUCACAGGGGACACCAAGUAUAAAAGAGAGAUUGGCAAAGAGGUCUUGGAGGUUUAUGGCCACUACCACCCCGAGGAAUUUGAGGAGUUCUUCAACGUCCGCUUCCUGCUGAGUCUCCUGCAGGAGGGUUACGGACCCCUGGGCAAGAGAAGCCAGCACGUCCUGGACUAUAUCCAGCUGGGAUUGCAGUUCAUCUUGGAAAGCCCUUCAGCAAACAGCAUCUUCAGCCUGCUGAGGAUCGAGGUGCUCCGAAAGGUCUGCGAGAGGCCCAGCCCCAAGCAGUGUGCCAAGAUCAGCAGGCUCCUGGUCCAGCACCCGCAGUGCAUCCCCAGCGGCAAGCAGCAGCUCCUCUUCUGCCAGCAGCUGGUGCGCUGCAUCGGGCACUUCCAGUGCGCCUCAGAGGGGGAAGAGGACAUCAUGGAGUUUCUGGAGCAGGUCAACAAAGUCAGCGGCCUGCUGCAGCGCAUCUGGAGGAGCCAGACCUCAGCCAUCCUGCCUUCUUUGAAGGAGCUCUUCGCUAUCAUUUCUUCCACAGAGGAGCAGGAAGCACCUUCCAACGCUUUGGCCAGCGUGGUCCAGUUCGUCCCUCUGGAGCUCAUGGAUAGUGUCAUAAGAAACCUAACCAAUGAUGACAGCAUCACUGAUGUGCAAAUGAUGACAGCCAUUGGCAGGAUGAUGGACUGGGUGUCCUGGCCCCUGGGAAAGAACAUUGACAAGUGGAUCAUUGCUCUGCUGAAGGGUUUGGCUGCAGUGAAGAAGUUCAGCAUCUUGAUUGAGGUCACACUCUCCAAAAUUGAAAAGGUCUUCUCCAAGUUGCUGUACCCCAUCGUGAGAGAGGGAGCUUUGUCUGUCCUGCAGUACAUGCUGCUGAGCUUCCAGCACUCUCAUGAGGCAUUUCACUUGUUGCUUCCUCACAUCCCCAGGCUGGUGACCUCUCUGAAGAAGGAGGACUCCAAUUCUGCCACCAGCUCACUGGAGCAGCUGGCUGAGCUCAUCCACUGCAUGUUCUUCCGCUUCUCAGGGUUUCCAGACCUCUAUGAACCAGUCCUGGAAGCAGUCAAAGCUCUCCCAGUUCCAAAUGAGGACCGGAUUAAACACCUCCUGGGACAAAAUGCUUGGACCUCCCAGAAGAACGAGCUGGCCUGCUUCUACCCGCGCCUGGCUUCCAAAUCAGAGACGGGCAAGAUAGGGCUCAUCAACCUGGGCAACACCUGCUACAUGAACAGCAUCAUCCAGUCUCUUUUCAUGGCCUCAGACUUUCGGCAUGCGGUGCUGAAGCUCAGCGAGGGCAGCUCCCAGCCCCUGAUGACGAAGCUGCAGUGGCUCUUUGCAUUCUUGGAGCACAGUCAGCGACCUGCCAUCUCACCAGAGACCUUCCUCUCUGCCUCCUGGCCACCCUGGUUCACCCCUGGUGCUCAGCAGGACUGCUCAGAGUAUCUCAAGUACUUGCUGGACCGAUUACAUGAAGAAGAAAAAACUGGGAAAAGGAUCUACCAGAAACUCAAGGAAUCCAGCUUGAUGCCUCAGGCAGUGGAACAGCAUUACUUCAAGAGGACCUUGAUUGAGAAGAUGUUUGGGGGCAAAAUGAUGACCAAGAUCCGCUGCCUCAAGUGCAUGAAUGUCUCAUCCCGGGAGGAAGCCUUCACAGACCUGUCCCUGGCGUUUCCCCCACCAGACAGGCAAGUGCCUCCCAGCAAGUCUGGUUUGCCCGUGGAGGAAAUCUGCCCUCAGUUAAUUGAGCCUCCUGAGAACCCGAGCCAGCAGCUAUCCGGCUCUCCCUGGGUCCGGAGGAAGGCCCCCACGGCUGAAGACCCUGCAGCCCCACCAGUGCUGGGGGGAACGCUGGGUUUGCAGGAGCCAGGAGGAGCAAUGAGUUCCCUCAGCGGCGAUGCUGGCGGCGUGGCUGCAGCCAGAGACCCUCUCUCGUCUUCAGGGGGGCAGGCUCCCAGGGACUCCAGAUCUGUCCCGGACCUCAUCAACUAUUUCCUAUCCCCAGAGAGACUGACAGCAGAGAACAAAUACCACUGUGAGAACUGUGCAUCCCUGCAGGAGGCCGAGAAGGUGGCGGAGCUAACGGAGGGACCACACUACCUCAUCCUCACGCUGCUGCGGUUCUCCUUUGACCCACGCACUAUGAAGAGGAAGAAGAUCCUGGACAACGUCUCUAUCCCUGUGGUGCUCAAGCUGCCCAUCCUUGCCACCCCAGAGGAAACUGAGGAGGUUUGGCAGCGUGGCAAGGACGGGGCUGCUGUGCCAGGCAGCGGCUUCGUGUCCGUGGUGUACGACCUGUGCAGCGUGGUGGUGCACUCGGGCAUCUCCUCCGAGAGCGGCCACUACUACUGCUACUCCAGGGAGUGCACAGACACCAUCCCCCACGGGCAGCCCCGGCACAGAGUGCCAGCUCCAGCCGCUGACAGGCAGCUGGACUUGGAAAUCCAGUGGUACCUCUUCAACGACACCAGAGUUUCCUUCUCCUCCUUUGAAUCGGUCAGCAACGUCACCUCCUUCUUCCCCAAGGACACUGCCUAUGUCCUCCUCUACCGGCAGCGGGCGGGCAGGCAGAGCUGCCUGCUGCACGAGGCUCUGGCCGAGGCUGGCCACCUGCACGGGGACCCUUCCCUCCACAAAGACUUGAUGGAAGCCAUUGCCAGGGAUAACAUCCUCUACUUGCAGGAGCAGGAGAAAGAAGCAAGGAACAGAGCUGCCUACAUUUCUGCCUUGCCAAAAUCCCCUCUGUGGUGGAGAGACUUUGACAGGGACAAGGAUGAUGACAGCUCCUCAGGGGGCUGCAGCCCAGCAGCAGGAGGGGGCGGAUCUGGCUCCUUCCAUGGACUCGUCUUCUAGCCAACAAGUUAAACCAGACAGUCAAUGUCCACAGGGAUAACCCAAAGCCAGAAGCUCCUCUUCCUCACCCUGAUGACAGCAAGCAUCCUGGAGGAAGAUUUGGGGAACAUUUCAGUGGGGAAAAGCCUCAGGGGCUAUUUGGAGGCGCCUGGAGGCUCUCACCGCUUCCUGUGCACUUGGUCUUCACGCCUUAAUGUCACUAAGCUAAGCAGCUACUGACCUUGGAGAAGUGUCCUUUUGCUUCAGCAUAGCUGUGUCUUGCCUGCUGUGAGCCAUGCUACCAGUGUUGAAGGGGGCAGGGACAAGGGCAGGGAUGCAGAUGUCCCAUGCACAUCCUAUCUGCAGCACUCCUUGUGCUGCUGAGCUGGUUUUGGGAGGGACCUCUGGUUGCUUGUUGCCUUUUUUUGGGUUUCUUUGGGGAUUUUGGUUUGGGUUUUUUUUAAUGUGGUUUUGAGAACCCCCCUUGACACAUCUCUGAAGGCAGAGAAAGGCUGAAGGAUGCAGAGCAGCCAAGGUGGCAAUGCUGAUCUGCUGGAGGGGGCAGCUGGCAAGGCUGCUUGGUCACGGUGAGCAGCGACAGGCCAGCUGGAGGAGUUCUCUGCAGCACUGCAAAGCACCCAGAAGAGACUGAGGGCAGCAAACCUCUCUGACCUGGUCCAGUUGGGGUUUUCUGUGCUCCAGCAAAGCUCAUUUGUGUUACUGGAGACCUCGGGAUGCUGUUAGUGUACCCAGCAGAUCCCCCCCACCAGAGCUGUCUUUCCAGAUGUGUCUGUAGGACUUAGCCUCUUUCUGCUGCUGUCACCUCAUGGCUUUCUGGGCUGGAUCUGCCCUCUGGAACUUGGGCUUUCCUUUGGGGGUACCUUGAACCAAGCAGUAAAUGAGCAACCUCCCCAAAUGCUAACUUUCUAAAGUGCUGAUUUGCAAGCAGGCUAAGCCAACCAGAUGUAUUCUAUCACCCCACUAUAAAUACUGAGUAACCCAGUGUGUAAAACCAAUCCAAUAAUGGGACAGGGACUGAUUUUUGGUGGCAGGAGGCCACCCAAGCCAUGGACAGUGUGUUUACAAGGCUCUGGUUCCCUUUCAUAUCCCUCCCCAGCUCUUUGUUCCUGCCUGCUCCUCCCUCAUGCCUGUAGUAGAGAUUUCUCCAGCUCUGGUGGCAGAGACUUGUGCCUUAGGUGCUGGGUGCAGGGCCUAAUCCUGACUGUGGAGUACUGGGGGUGGGAAUGUUGCAUUGCUGUGGAGGAAAAGGCAAAGCACAGACAUUGGUAUGGGUAAUGUGAGCAGAAAGUCUAUGAGAGAGGACACUUGGGAUCCAGUCUCUGGGGUGUGCUAUCAUAGUCUUUUAUUGCCUUUCCUGUAUAUAAAUAAAGGACAUUAGCUCAGCA
Molecule: messenger RNA, 4464 nt
Organism: Pogoniulus pusillus (Red-fronted tinkerbird)
Lineage: Eukaryota; Metazoa; Chordata; Aves; Piciformes; Lybiidae
Gene: USP35
Product: ubiquitin specific peptidase 35
Exons: 11
Coding region: 89-3079 (996 amino acids)
Biological process (GO): ubiquitin-dependent protein catabolic process; protein deubiquitination
Cellular component (GO): cytosol; nucleus
Molecular function (GO): cysteine-type deubiquitinase activity
Source: RefSeq, a predicted model, not a curated record